UGUCUCUCUGAUCUCUCCCUCUUCUCUCCUUCUCCCCUCCCUCGAUCGGGGUUGUGGUGGAAAGAUCGAAUUAAGGGCUUCCUUCAUAAACACAUACAAUAGAAUAGAAUGGUAGGGAGCAGAGGAAGGGGGAAUCUGUUGGCAAGGCCAGAGGAAAACAGUCAAAGCAGUAAGGAAAACCUGUUCCAUGUCAUCCAUAAGCUUCCUUGUGGUGAUGGCCCCUAUGUCAAAGCCAAGCAUGCUCAGGUGGUGGAGAAGGACGCAGAGGCAGCGAUAGUGUGGUUUUGGAAGGCAAUAAACGCAGGAGAUAGAGUAGACAGUGCACUCAAAGACAUGGCGGUGGUGAUGAGGCAACUCGACAGGUCGGAGGAAGCCAUCGAAGCCAUCAAGUCCUUCCGGUGCCGCUGCUCCAAACAGGCUCAGGACUCCCUCGACAAUGUCCUCAUCGACUUGUACAAGAAAUGUGGGAAGGUGGAGGAGCAAAUAGAGCUGCUCAAGAGGAAGCUGAGAUUAAUAUACAUGGGGGAGGCUUUCAAUGGGAGACCCACCAAAACGGCACGCUCUCACGGCAAGAAAUUCCAGGUUUCUGUUCAGCAAGAGACUUCCAGAUUGCUGGGUAAUUUAGGCUGGGCCUAUAUGCAGAAAUCCAAUUUCAUAGCAGCGGAGGUUGUGUACAAGAAAGCUCAAAUGAUGGACCCGGAUGCCAAUAAAGCUUGCAACGUGGGCCUAUGCCUUAUGAAGCAAGCCCGCUACGAUGAGGCCCAUUCAGUUCUCCAAGAUGUGUAUCAAGGUAGACUUCCGGGCUCCGAUGACAGCAGGACUCAGAAACGGGCCAUCGAAUUGAUUUCAGAGAUAAAGUCGCGGCAGUCUCCUCCGCAAAUGAUGGACCUUGUAGGUCUGAAUCUGGACGAUGAAGAUUUCAUGAAGGGGCUUGAGCAGUUUAUGAGCACGUGGGUUGGCUCCAAGUCCAAAAGGCUUCCCAUCUUUGAAGAGAUCUCCUCAUUCAGAGACCAACUAGCAUGUUGAGCUGAUACUCCCUCCAAAUUGAUUUUCAUUGCCCUAGUUGAAAGUAUGCUGAAAUUAUUGAAAGAAAGUAAUGAAGAAAAUGAGCUUGUGGGGAGCUGUAAGUUAGAAUGUCUUUAGUUGUGGGAUGUGUGUGCAUAUGAAGAAAUAAGUUUGAGUUGUAGCACUGUGAAUAUGGUAUGGAAGUUGAACGUAUUAAGAUUGUUUCCCUCUGUUAAUACAUUAGAGCUGUCAAA
Linum trigynum is the source of this 1259-nucleotide messenger RNA. Lineage: Eukaryota; Viridiplantae; Streptophyta; Magnoliopsida; Malpighiales; Linaceae. The record is from the annotation of a GenBank genome assembly.